AUGUACUACUGUCUUCCUAUGCUCCUCGACUGUGGCUACAAAAUUCUGGGGGUUCCCCCCACUGCGACCCAGCAGCAAAUACGGGAUGCAUACAAAAGGGCCUCUCUGCGUACACACCCUGAUCGGGUUCCUGUCGAUUCGCCUGAUAGAGACUCCCGCACGCGAGAAUUUCAGAGAGUGAAUGAUGCCUAUUACACACUUUCUGAUCGAGAUCGACGACGUGACUACGAUGCAGCUCGGCGGGACUAUUUCGGCGACAAAAGCGACACUGCCGAUGAAGACAUCCCCCGCGGGGGCGCCGGCGGAUUCCCAUGGUCUUCCUUUGACUUUGGCGGUUCGGAACCGGAACGACAGGGUCGUGACUCCAAUCAGUUUGGCUCCGUCUUUGAAGAGAUGCUCCGCGAAGAAGGGCUUGCUACUGACGAAACCGACGAAAACGGCCAAAGGCGGUCUGUACCUACGAAGUCGUUUUGGUCGAUUGUUGGUGCAAUUAGUGGCGGCGCGUUGGGAUUUAUUGUCGCCAAUGUGCCUGGUGCCUUAGCUGGCGCAGUGGCUGGGAAUAGGUUAGGUGCUGUGCGAGACGCCAAAGGGAAGAGUGUUUAUGAUGUCUUCCUCGAGCUACCACAAUCAGACCGGACUCGAUUGCUCAGUGAACUUGCAGCCAAAGUGUUCCAGACGACUCUGGGACGUUAA
Messenger RNA from Talaromyces atroroseus, 693 nucleotides. RefSeq lists its product as hypothetical. The transcript is spliced from 3 exons. The record is from RefSeq and is a predicted model, not a curated record. The coding region runs from base 1 to 693 and encodes 230 amino acids. NCBI's taxonomy places the organism in Eukaryota, Fungi, Ascomycota, Eurotiomycetes, Eurotiales, Trichocomaceae.